ACGAUGGCUGGGUGCUGCAAGAACAUCCGUGGCGGGUCUCGGGCGCUGCGCGCAGCCUCAGCUGUCCUCAUCGGCCGCUGUCCGCGGUCCACCGUGGCUGCCCCGGAGCCGCUCCUUGCCGACACCGCUGCCCCUGCCGCCCCCUCGCCUCCCCCAGCUGCCGUAGCAGCUGCAGCCCCCGCCCCAACCCCCGCCGCUUCGCCCGCGGCUCCCACGCACGAUGCCUGCCGUCCCCAGCAGCUGCCGCCGCCGCCCGCCGUGGACUUCUCCGACACGCAGGAGGCUUUCCGCAGCAAGAACAGCGGCGAGCUGGCCCGCGGCCUCCUGGUGCUGGGGCUGUGCUCCGUCGGGCCGCUGGUGGAGCGCGCCCAGCAGCUGAUGAGCCUCAGCCGGAAGCUGCUGGGGCAGCAGCUCUUUGAGAUCUUGAUGAAAAUGACUUUCUAUGGGCAGUUUGUGGCUGGGGAGGACCGAGAAGCCAUCAAGCCUCUUAUCCAGCAUAACCUUGCAUAUGGCGUGGGCUCCGUGCUGGACUACAGUGUGGAGGAGGACCUAACCACAGAAGAGGCCGAGAAGAAGGAACUGGACUCCUGUACCUCUGCGUUUGAGAAAGAGACCGGCAAGCAGAGAGAAAAACGAUACCGCGCACAUCGUAGAUUUGGUGAUCGACGGGCUGGUGUCAUUAGUGCCCGCACCUACUUCUAUGCAGAUGAAGCUAAAUGUGACAGGCAUAUGGACACCUUUCUACAGUGCAUAGAAGCCUCAGCUGGCAGCUCAGAAGAUGGUUUCUCGGCUAUUAAACUGACCGCAUUGGGAAGGCCUCAGUUCUUGCUGCAGUUCUCAGAGGUAUUGGUGAAGUGGCAGAGGUUCUUCCAUCAGAUGGCUGCAGAGCAGGGCAAGGCGGGUCUCGCAGCCCUGGAGACAAAGCUGGAGGUGGAAAAGCUGCAGGAGGCUCUGGCCAAGCUAGGAGUCGCCACCAAGGCGGAGAGCCAGCACUGGUUCACUGGUGAGAAGCUGGGCGAGUCUGGAACAGUGGACUUGCUGGACUGGAACAGUUUGAUUGACACCCGGACUAAGAUUUCCAAACUGCUGCUCAUUCCAAACAUGAAGACAGGGCAGCUUGAGCCCUUGCUGUCUCGCUUCACAGAGGAGGAGGAGAUGCAAAUGAAACGGCUGCUGCAGAGAAUGGAUGUCCUGGCCAAGAAAGCCGUAGAGAUGGGCGUGAGGUUGAUGGUGGAUGCAGAACAAACCUACUUCCAGCCAGCCAUCAGCCGCCUCACCCUGGAGAUGCAGCGCAGGUUCAACCAGCAGAGAGCGGCCAUCUUCAACACAUACCAGUGUUACCUGAAGGAAGCGUAUGACAACGUGACGGUGGACGUGGAGCUUUCGCGUCGGGAAGGCUGGCACUUUGGAGCCAAACUGGUGAGGGGUGCCUACAUGGAUCAGGAGCGUAGCAGGGCAGCCGAGGUGGGCUACGAGGACCCCAUCAACCCGACUUACCAGAAGACCAGCGAGAUGUACCACAGAUGCCUGGACUACAUCCUCGAGGAGAUCAAGCACCACCGGAAGGCCAGUGUGAUGGUGGCUUCCCACAACGAAGACACCGUCAAGUUCACUCUUCGCAGGAUGGCACAACUCGGCAUCCAUCCCUCUGAGAACAAGAUCUCCUUCGGGCAGCUGCUGGGCAUGUGUGACCAAAUCACCUUCCCUCUUGGCCAAGCUGGCUUCCCAGUAUACAAAUAUGUUCCCUACGGCGCUGUGAAUGAAGUGCUGCCUUACCUGUCCAGGAGAGCCCAGGAGAAUCGAGGCUUCAUGACCAGAGCCAAGCAGGAACAACACCUCCUCUGGACCGAGCUCAAGAGGCGGCUACUCUCAGGCACUCUUUUCUAUAGUCCAAGCCCACCAUAACUUGCCUUCAAGCACCAACUUCCAGUGUAGAAUAGAACUUCUUGGCCAGCCGCUGAGGAGAGCCGAUAACCUUGGCUGUGCUCACUGUGAGUGUCCAGGCCGUAGUGCUUUCCACACCGGCACCCAUGCAUACAGUGCCUUCUGAGUAUCUUUUCUGUGCUGCGACUACAUGGAGCCUGCUUCCUGCCACUUUGUGCUGUGCUUUUAUGCCAACUGGGUUUUGCCUUCAAGAGCACACCAAAGUUUGCUUUGGACUUGUCAUUGUUGGACUCAACCACCUCCAUCCUAAAUAAAAAGUUAUUGUGCAGAAGUUUUUUUGGCCUCUGUUAUGCAGGUAGCAUAAUGGAAAAUAACUGUUUGUGGAAGGGCUCUGCCCCACAAUUAAGGGCACUAGAGGACCCUGCCUGAGAACAUGCAGUGGGGAGCAGCCCAGCCUUUCUGCUGCAGCCUGGCUCUGAACCAGCAAGAGAAGGAACAACGGUGGCCUAAAUGAGAGGGAAGAUUGUAAGCCACAGUUUGCAGGAGUUUGAACCCGUUAGCUACGUUUUGCUCAAAAUGCAGCACUCAAGCCUUAAAUUGCUUAUAAAAUGAAUAAAGUUAUCGAAAACA
Messenger RNA from Eublepharis macularius, 2514 nucleotides. RefSeq names its product proline dehydrogenase 1 (gene PRODH). Gene Ontology annotation, cellular component: mitochondrion. The coding region runs from base 4 to 1905 and encodes 633 amino acids. The record is from RefSeq and is a predicted model, not a curated record. Lineage: Eukaryota; Metazoa; Chordata; Lepidosauria; Squamata; Eublepharidae. The transcript has 14 exons. Gene Ontology annotation, molecular function: FAD binding; proline dehydrogenase activity.